UACCUCACUGUGCGCGAGUCCGCAUGAAGCUGUUGCAUCGGGAGCACAGAGGGAGGGAAAGCGGGCAGCUGACGGUCUCUCUACAUAAGCAAAUUGGCAAUAAAUUAUUCUCUCUGCUGGGAGGGUGGAGGGAGAAUAAUCGAGAGAGAGAGAGAGAGAGAGAGAGAGAGAGAGAGAGAAUCCGGGAAAGAAGAAAAUACAAAGGAAACGUGAAUUGGACUGGCAAAGCCAGCCCGCAAAAGGGUUGCAUGCCAUAUCUCUCGAUGGCUGUCACGAUUUCGUCUCCUAUCAGCUAGAAGCACCCAACCACAAUACUGAAUCGCUUCUCACAUCUGUGCGCAUCAAAACGGAUUAAAUCACCACCUAGCGCCUGUGUCCGGAUAUAGGGGAUCAGCACUCUGGACAACGACCAGCGAUUCGAGCUGAAGGGGGAUGAUGUGAAUUUUGCCCGAGAACAUACUAUUGAGCGAGGGAAGCUGCUGUUAGAUGCCCGAAUAGUUUGCGUCCAGCAUCCACCGGACCUACAGUACCACUCUGUUCCAGCGGACAUCUUGUACUCUACGCCACUUCUCCAGCUGGCCACGCCCACGCCGACACUUCCUCUGCUGUCUCUGUGGAUCGCACAGGCCAUUAAGUCCUCAGAUGACCCUGCUUUUCCUGGGUCAGGGAAACUCACGGUUCUGAGGUUUGGUCCAUGAUGAUUCUGUUGUAUGGGAUUAGCUGACACAGAUAGACUGGCCUGUUGUCGAAAGCCCCUAACGUGUGUCUUGGAUUGCUCAGCAAAAAAGGAAAAAAGCUUUGUUAGAGCAAUUGCAACCAUUCAGAAAGCCAGCCGAAGUCAUGGUGUUUCAGAAGGACUUAGUCCCAGUCUGUAAGAGUGGCAGUAGAUUUUACAGCUAAUGGUGUUCUGUGGAGGUUAACUUCAGAGGUGUGAUGUUCCUUUUCAUACACCUUGUGAGAGAGCACAGCCUAAGGCAAGAGAUACUGCUAACACUGACUUUGCUUCCCCCAAUUCCAUACUCGUCUCAUUGUUUGAGGUUUUUGCACAAACCCAUACAUGCACUUUGCUGAGUUCCUUUCGCUUCUGGUGCGAUGCUGGAAAACUAUGUAAAAUAAGUCUGGCUCUCUUGUUUGUAAAAAAAAAAAAGAAAGAAAGGGCAUUAUUGGGGAGACAUUACAACGGAAAGACAGUUAUAAAAAUCAGGGCCCCCGUUACCAUGGUGCUACCGCCCCCGGACAAGCGGCACGUGUGCCUCACCACUAUGGUCAUCAUGACCAGCAUGGCCUUCAUGGACGCCUACCUGGUGGAGCAGAACCAGGGCCCUCGCAAGAUAGGGGUGUGCAUCAUCGUGCUGGUGGGGGACAUCUGCUUCCUCAUCGUGCUGCGCUACGUGGCCGUGUGGGUGGGCGCCGAGGUCAAGACCGCCAAGCGCGGCUACGCCAUGAUCCUCUGGUUCCUCUACAUCUUCGUGCUGGAGAUCAAGCUCUACUUCAUCUUCCAGAACUACAAGGCGGACAAAAAGAACCUGGAGACGGUGGCGCGGAAGGCACUGACGCUCCUGUUGGCCGUCUGCGUGCCGGGCCUCUACCUCAUCCUGGUGGCCCUGGACAGCAUGGAGUACGUCAGAACCUUCCGGAAGAAGGAAGACAUGCGGGGAAGGCUCUUCUGGGUGGCCCUGGACCUCUUGGACAUCCUAGACAUCCAGGCCAACCUGUGGGAGCCCCAGCGGACGGGGCUUCCCAUCUGGGCCGAGGGGCUGAUGUUCUUCUACUGCUACAUCCUCCUUCUGAUCCUGCCCUGCGUGUCGCUCAGCGAGAUCAGCAUGCACGGCGAACACGUCUCGCCGCAGAAGAUGAUGCUCUACCCGGUCCUCAGCCUGGUCACCAUCAACGUGGUCACCAUCCUCAUCCGCAUGGUCAACAUGGUGCUGUUCCAGGACAGCCGGGUCUCCACUAUUUUCGUCGGGAAGAACGUCGUGGCCAUCGCCACCAAGGCCUGCACCUUCCUGGAGUACCAGCGGCAGGUGAAGGAGUUCCCCCAGAACGCCAUCGCCAUGGAGCUCCAACAGAACUCUGUGACCCACAACCAGACCCUGCCCAGCACCACCAGCCUACCACACGAACAGUCCCCAGUGAGGGAGGUCAUCGAUACAUGACGAAAGCCCGUCUAUUUAGGUGGCCCCCAAGUAUCAUACCACU
Molecule: messenger RNA, 2199 nt
Organism: Anguilla anguilla (European eel)
Lineage: Eukaryota; Metazoa; Chordata; Actinopteri; Anguilliformes; Anguillidae
Gene: tmem121aa
Product: transmembrane protein 121Aa
Exons: 2
Coding region: 1218-2156 (312 amino acids)
Source: RefSeq, a predicted model, not a curated record